Bubalus bubalis (water buffalo) is the source of this 1346-nucleotide messenger RNA. Its product is annotated as endogenous retrovirus group K member 6 Env polyprotein. The coding region runs from base 193 to 645 and encodes 150 amino acids. The transcript is spliced from 2 exons. The record is from RefSeq and is a predicted model, not a curated record. NCBI's taxonomy places the organism in Eukaryota, Metazoa, Chordata, Mammalia, Artiodactyla, Bovidae.
UUAACCCCGUACGUGCUCUGCUGGCUGUAUACUCUAAGCUGUUUGUUCCUACUUCUAUAAAAAGGCUUGACUACAGAAAUAAACUUGUCAGUCCAUGUAAGAGACUGUCCGAGUGUCCUUCUUUCAGGUUCGUUGCUUCCAAGUCCCAGGGAGAAAAUCCCCAACAAGUGGCGCCACGAACAGGGACUUGAAAUGAAGGCUGAACAAAGCGACGAGCCCCUGCAGAAAGAGAUGGAGAGGAAAUCUGGGUUCCCCUUCGCCAUGUCUGUUACCGAGAGGGACCCCAAGACUGGACUCCUUGGGGAAGUGACGAAGUUGACCCGAAGGGUCUCGUCAAUGACCCUGGAGGAGCCAAUGAGGAAACACCAUUGUCUGAAUCCUUACCCGACAUGGGCUCAAGUGAAAAACAUGACUCAUCAGGCUGAGCAGACACUGAAGAGUAUUGGAACUCCUAUGACUCCAGAUAAGCUGUUUCUGGCAAUGUUAGCUGUUCUUUCCUGUUCCUCUGGGGUAAGUGCAGAAUAUGUUUAUUGGGCAUACAUACCCAACCCCCCGCUUCUCUCCAUAGUGGAUUGGGUAGAUGAAGCCCCUAUGAUCUUUACUAAUGACAGCAUGCAUUUUCCAAGUCCCUGGUCCACAAAGUGACCAAUUCAUGAAGAAGAUGAGGGAAAGCCAAUCAACAUUUCUGUGGGAUUCAAAACCUUGCCUAUCUGUUUCAGAUCGCAUCCCCCUUGCAUGACUAUCUUCCCACAGUGGUGGGCAUAUUCUGCCAACAAUGGGACUGUUUUGCAUCUGAGAAUGUUUGCUAUGGCAUCUUUCUUAUUUAAUGGCUCUGAGCGACAUUAUCUAGGGCAGAUAGCCAACUAUUAGAACUCGCUUUUUCAACCAGAGGAAACUUCAUGUAGUACUGUAUCUUGGAGAAGAAAACAGGAGAUACAACCGUUACAUUGGUCUGAUUGUUGAGGCCAAUUUGGGAAAGUUUCUAUAAUUCAGCUAAAUCAUACUAAUCAUACAUUUAAAUUUGUUGACUGGGGACCUCAAGGUUUGUUUGUAAACUGUUCUGAAGAGCAGGAGGAACAUCAUAAUUGCUCCUGGUUUAAUAGAUCAAGCAUUGGAGGCUUUCAUAAAUCUAAGACAAGUUUCUGGACUGAUAAGGGCACAUUGCUGAGUUGGUAUAACGGGGGCUUAUCACCCCCACGACCCAGGAUUGUCAUCCCCAUUGUGGGGCCAGAGAAAUGGCACAUUUGGAAAAUUCCAGCAACCUUAGAGCACUUCACUAGUGUUUAUGGGACUGAGGGUGUGUUUCGUCCUUCUAAUUAUACCUUCCUAUACAAUAGUACUGGUUA